AUGUCCGGAGCGAUUCGGAAAAAGUUGGUCAUUGUCGGAGAUGGUGCUUGUGGAAAAACAUGUCUGCUGAUUGUGUUCAGUAAAGAUCAAUUUCCCGAUGUCUAUGUGCCGACCGUGUUCGAGAACUAUGUCGCGGAUAUCGAGGUAGACAACAAACAAGUGGAAUUGGCACUUUGGGAUACCGCCGGGCAGGAGGAUUACGAUCGUCUCAGACCGCUUUCCUAUCCGGACACUGAUGUGAUUUUGAUGUGUUAUGCUGUCGACAGCCCCGACAGUUUGGCCAAUAUCAAAGAAAAAUGGGCACCGGAAGUCAAGCAUUUCUGUCCCAAUGUUCCCAUUGUUCUGGUGGGGAACAAAUUAGACACGAGAUAUGACGAGAAAGUUUGGAACGAGCUGGCUCGUUAUGAUCAGAAACCUACCACGGUGGACGAGGCCAAAUUCAUUGGAAAUCAGAUAGGUGCCUUUGGUCAUAUUGAGUGUUCCGCGAAAACGAAAGAGAACGUGCGCGAGGUGUUUGAACUGGCCACUCGUGCAGCAUUGUCCGUGCGAAGAAAGAAACGACGCGCCUUCUGUAAACCAUUAUGA
Molecule: messenger RNA, 585 nt
Organism: Echinostoma caproni
Lineage: Eukaryota; Metazoa; Platyhelminthes; Trematoda; Plagiorchiida; Echinostomatidae
Source: the annotation of a GenBank genome assembly